ACUGCCUUCCUGACUGUUUGUGUGAACAGUAGAGAGGCGAUUUUCUCCCCACCAAAAUCCAGAUCUUCUAGAUCCAGAUUCAAGGUCGGGAGUCCUUCUGUGUACUCGUGAUCUUCUCGCGAGGCACUCUCUCUGCUCCUCCUCCUCAAUCAGACUAUCUGCAUCUCCUAUUGCUCCUGAUUUUCCAUCUACCGCGGUUCGGGGCGACUAAGGGGUGAACUGGAGCUUCACUACCCGCCCUUGGCUUGCGUGUCUGGUGGGAUUAGGAGUUAGCAGGGGUGCUGCAGAUUCAGAAGGAGGUGGUGGGAGCCUUUGCAACCAAGCAGACUGCGGAGAUUCAAGCCGCGUACUGAUAGUGGGGAAAAGCAAGCUGCUACCCCUAAUGCUGAUGCAAAAGGUUGGUGAGGGUUGGGGCGGUCGAUCCUCGGGAGACAGGAUGGCUGAGAUGAUUGGCCGCCUGAGACUCACAUCGGAGGAAAGUGAUGCUUUGGAGGUGACAGAUGAUGUUGAAGAUGGAUUAGCUACGUCCAAUUGUGCGAUUAUUGGUAAAGUUUUAUCGCAGGGGGUUCUAAAUAUUCAAACAAUUAUGGCGGCGCUGAGGCCUGCAUGGGGAAAUCCGAAGGGAUUGAAUGCAAGGACGGUUGGGGAUAAUAUGUUCAUUGCUGAAUUUGGUUAGACGCAGGACAAAGUCCGAGUGCUUGAUGGCUCUCCAUGGAAUGUGGGCAACCGAGCAGUCCUAGUUCAAGAGUUUGAUGCCAAUCUGAGGCCAACAGAUGUAGUUCUCAAUCAUAUGUUAAUCUGGGUGAGAAUCAAGAACCUCCCUUUUGGUCUUAUGAACAAAAGUUGGGGAGAAGAGCUAGCUGGAAAGAUAGGUAAAGUGGAAAAGGUUGACGCAGACUCCAAUGGCAGGGCUUGGGGGCCUUAUCUCAGAGCAAAGGUGAGGAUUGACAUAACAAAACCUUUGCGAAGGGGUGUGUCAAUUUUCUUUGUAAAGAGACAGAAAAAGGAGUGGUAUGAGGUGCAAUAUGAAAAAUUGCCAAGCUACUGCUACUCUUGUGGAAUUAUUGGACAUUCAUCGGUGGAGUGCCCAAAUCCUGCUGAACGGGAUGAAAAUGGCAAUCUUCAUUAUAAUAUGGAGUUAAGAGCUGCAGACGAAAGAAAGAAAAGGAGUUUUGGGGAUGGGGUAGGCCAAGGUGGUAGUUUCUCAGAGAAGUCUAAUGCAGCUAGUGGGCGUGGUAUGAUGGCAGGGGGACCUGAUUCUAAGCUUUUAAAUAAUCAAUCAAGGACUAUGUGCCCCUCGGGACAACAAUCUUUGGAUUCUAGUGACAAGGAUGAGGACAAAGAGACUUUCUGUAAUAGAAGGAGCCAAAAUAUAACUGCCACAACAGAACCCAACUUUGUAAAAGAUGCUAAGAAUGUUGAUAUGGAAACUAGUGCAUCGGGUCUUGGAAAGAAAAGGAAACCAGAAAUGAAAUCAAGGGAGGAUUUGAUUAAUGGUGCUUGGUGCAAUGAGGUCACACAAGGUACAGACCCUAUGGAGAUGGCAAUUGUGGUAGCUCAAUCGACAAAGGCCCAAAUUGUUAAUGAGGUGGAAUUUGAAGGGGAGGAAAUAGAGAUGGCAAAGAGGCAAAGGAAUGAGGAAAAUACUUCUGUAAUUCUAUCGGCGGUGGCUGGGUACCAGCCCCGCCGGGAGCCAUGAAUAUCUUAUGUUGGAAC
Messenger RNA from Panicum virgatum (switchgrass), 1716 nucleotides. RefSeq lists its product as uncharacterized. The record is from RefSeq and is a predicted model, not a curated record. The coding region runs from base 791 to 1699 and encodes 302 amino acids. Lineage: Eukaryota; Viridiplantae; Streptophyta; Magnoliopsida; Poales; Poaceae. Gene Ontology annotation, molecular function: zinc ion binding; nucleic acid binding. The transcript has a single exon.